Molecule: messenger RNA, 492 nt
Organism: Pyrus x bretschneideri (Chinese white pear)
Lineage: Eukaryota; Viridiplantae; Streptophyta; Magnoliopsida; Rosales; Rosaceae
Exons: 2
Coding region: 1-492 (163 amino acids)
Source: RefSeq, a predicted model, not a curated record
AUGGCUUCCAACCGUCCUCCAAAGUCAAAAAUCAUUGUAAUUGACGGAUUUGGAUCCUCGCCGGAUCCCCUUGAGGAUCCUAGGAUCAACAAAUAUGGAUCGUUGAUCAAAAAUCGAAUAUUGGUCACCGUGAAAAAUCCAAAUUAUGGAGGCUUCAAGUAUGAGAAUAGUACAGCUCAUAUCAGCUACUGUGGGAAUGUUGUCGCCGAAGCUCCGAUCAGAGACGACACAGUUCCGGCUCGUUCGACUCAUAACAUCACCAGUGUUGUGAGUAUUUUGGCUGACAAAUUGGUAACUGAUUCGCAUUUCUUGGGUGACAUGGCUGUUGGAGUGCUGAAUUUGACUUCAGAAACCACCCUGCAUGGCAAGGUGAACUUGUUGAAGGUCUUUAAGAUGAAGGCAACCAGUUAUAGCGAUUGCAACAUUUCUAUCUAUCACUACUGGAACCCAAAGCGCCGCCUCCGUUUGCAAAUCGAGGGUAAAACUCGAUAA